AUGUGUAACUUGGCAUGUCUUAUUGAAAACAAUGAGAGAUGUCGACCUGGUCAUGGCACUGUGCCAGAGGUCAACUAUCGCACCACAGCUGACAGUGGCACUGUGCCAGAGUUUAACUAUUACACCACAGCUGACAGUGGCACUGUGCCAGAGUUUAACUAUUACACCACAGCUGACAGUGGCACUGUGCCAGAGUUUAACUAUUACACCACAGUUGACAGUGGCACUGUGCCAGAGUUUAACUAUUACACCACAGCUGACAGUGGCACUGUGCCAGAGUUUAACUAUUACACCACAGCUGACAGUGGCACUGUGCCAGAGUUUAACUAUUAUACCACAGUUGACAGUGGCACUGUGCCAGAGUUUAACUAUUACACCACAGUUGACAGUGGCACUGUGCCAGAGUUUAACUAUCACACCACAGUUGACAGUGGCACUGUGCCAGAGUUUAACUAUCACACCACAGUUGACAGUGGCACUGUGCCAGAGUUUAACUAUCACACCACAGCUGACAGUGGCACUGUGCCAGAGUUUAACUAUCACACCACAGUUGACAGUGGCACUGUGCCAGAGUUUAACUAUCACACCACAGCUGACAGUGGCACUGUGCCAGAGUUUAACUAUUACACCACAGUUGACAGUGGCACUGUGCCAGAGUUUAACUAUCACACCACAGUUGACAGUGGCACUGUGCCAGAGUUUAACUAUCACACCACAGCUGACAGUGGCACUGUGCCAGAGUUUAACUAUCACACCACAGUUGACAGUGGCACUGUGCCAGAGUUUAACUAUCACACCACAGCUGACAGUGGCACUGUGCCAGAGUUUAACUAUCACACCACAGUUGACAGUGGCACUGUGCCAGAGUUUAACUAUCACACCACAGCUGACAGUGGCACUGUGCCAGAGUUUAACUAUUACACCACAGUUGACAGUGGCACUGUGCCAGAGUUUAACUAUCACACCACAGUUGACAGUGGCACUGUGCCAGAGUUUAACUAUCACACCACAGCUGACAGUGGCACUGUACCAGAGUUUAACUAUCACACCACAGCUGACAGUGGCACUGUGCCAGAGUUUAACUAUCACACCACAGCUGACAGUGGCACUGUGCCAGAGUUUAACUAUCACACCACAGUUGAUAGACAACUAGACAGAGAGACAGAGAGACAGACAAAGACAGAGUCGUCCCACACCCUCUGGGAAGUGACUGGAACCCUGAGAACUAGCCCCCAGCGCGCCCCAGGGGGCCAUCAGCCACAAGAUAUCGGCGUGAGGCAGUGGCAAUUAGUAAAUAUUGUGGAUAAAUGGCGAUGCUUUGAGGAUAUUUUAUUGCUUAGUUAA
Molecule: messenger RNA, 1344 nt
Organism: Procambarus clarkii (red swamp crayfish)
Lineage: Eukaryota; Metazoa; Arthropoda; Malacostraca; Decapoda; Cambaridae
Source: RefSeq, a predicted model, not a curated record